GUCCUCCGCUUCUCAAAAGAAGCUCAUUUUACCUCAUUGGCAUGAGCAUUUAGUUAAAAUAAUACGUGAAAGCAUCUUAAACUGGUUGGACAUCACACUAGGGGCAUAGGGACAAAGGGCAAAGGAAAUUAGGGGGUUGGCAGGGGAAGCCGAAGUAGGAAUUUGUGACCAAGGGAGGCUGUGGGUCUUAAAUCUGGCACUCAACGCUGCCAAAACUCUCAGGCACACCAGCAGAUGCUCAGUGCGAUAUGUGAUUCUGAUCAGUGUGUGAGCAUGGCACUGAUGGGCUUUGUUAUAUAAUUCCAUCAGUUUCAGUUGUGUUCAGUGAAGGAAGCCACUUGGUAGAGAAGCAAUGACAGCAUAAAUCAUCAUGGGUAACCUGCUAGCCAGUGUGUGGGGCUCCCAGAGUGUUGGGUCAGGGGGCAGCAAGCGGAAGGUGGAAGAAGUGCUGGGAGAGGAUGAGGAUUUACUGGACCUGCAUUCAGUGCUGCACACACCAAAGAAGCGAAAGUUUAACUCCACUUCCAAAUAUAUUUAUAAGACCUUGUUUGAGGAAGGUCGAGCCUCUGAUGUCACUGUAGUGGCAUUGGGUACAGAGUGGCAUCUCCACAAGGUUUACCUUUGCCAGAGUCCAUACUUCAGCAGCAUGUUCUCAGGCAACUGGUCUGAGACAAAUCAGUCCCAAAUCAACAUUGAAAUUCUUGAUGACAACAUUAAUAUUGACGCCCUUCACUUGGCUUUGGGUCAGUUUUACAAGGAUGACAUUGAGGUUGAGGCAGCCCAGGUCAUUCCUUUGCUGGCCACUGCCCUUCUGCUGCAAAUGGACCCACUCAUUGAGCAGUGCACUGGCAUCAUGCUGGAAACCAUCAAUUUACAGACAGUGCUGCAGUACCAUGAGGCUGCACGAAGGUAUGGUGUGGUGGAGGUGGAGAAAGCAUGCAAGCAGUGGCUACUACACAACCUGCUCACUCAGGUGACUGAGCACCCAAGCACUCUGCGCCACAUUCCUUCAGACUUGAUGUACGAGUUGCUUUCUUCAGCACAUCUUUAUGUCAUGCAAACAGAAUUUAGCAUUUAUGUAAUGCUCAAGGCAUGGGUGUUCCUGAAGCUAAAUCCAUCCUGGGAAGGUUCACAUGAAGUGGCAUUUUUGGAGGCUCACAAGUUUUUUAGGAACAGAACUGAAUCUGGUUGGUUCUUGGAGGCAGAAGGAAGAGAGUUCAGCAUGGUAUUUACAGCUCUGCGUAUUGUGUACCUCAUCUAUCAUCACUUGGAUGUGGAGAUGCUCUACUCUGACCGUAUCCUACCUCCUUCUUGGCUCACUCCAGCCAGCAUGCACCAAUGGUAUAACAUGCUGAGAAUUGAUCAAGGAAAAGAUAGAGGCCCAAGUGAAAUUCCAGAAGAGGAGUUUGAUAAGUCCUGCACACGAUGUGGCAGAGUGUUGGCUAACUCUGGACAGCAUAUCUGGAGGUGGACUGGAUUCAACUUUGGACUGGAUUUGGUCAUGACUCAUGAUGGAUCUGUUUUAACUCUUAAACGAAACCAUAGAUCAGAGUACAAUGCUCAGCCUCCAAGACGCUACAUUAUGUACAGAGUGACAGUGGCCUCUCUGAAUGAACAGAAGCAAGUGGUGUAUACCCAGACCACUGGUGUGCAGUCAGCCUCAUUAGUCAAGAAUGAGGAGAUACGUGUGAUGUUGCUGGACCCUGAGGUCAAGUACCCUCUUCUUUUGAGUGCAAAUUUCCUCAUCACAACAAACCAACCUCUUAUGGCUGCCGGAGGAGACAAAACCAGUCCUGUUGCUCCAUCACUCCCAGGACCAGGAACAUUUAACGAUUCCUGUUUGCAGAGAAUAGCACAGUAAUGGAAUAGUCAGUCAUUCAUGCAUUUAAGUUCAUCUUAAGUAGGAAGUAGAUUUUUAUAAUAACUUUUUGGUCCUGACAAAAAUUAUACUUGUGCCAAACUUCAUUAUUUUAUGUAAAUGAUCAUUCUUUUCACAAAUUUUGUACUUUAAAAGGGCUUGAAAUUCUUUAUGUUGAAAAGAAAGUAUAAUUGAAUCUAACAUGAACCAAUCACGUUAAUGAUAAACACACACACUAGAGCUCUUUGUGUUCAUGCCUCUUAGGUGAAGAGACCUUCAUUUGGUUGAAAAAUGUAAAAUAGGUAGAGAAUGGUGGCCAAACUUCCUGGUGAGAAUUACAUAAUUAAAUACAUUUGCAAUUCAAAUAGAAAUUUUGCUUAUUUGUAUUUUUUUUUUAGAAAAUCUGAACUUUUCACCAUUCCAAGGAUAGUUGAAGUUCACUAUUGCUGAAUUCAUGGAUGUAAGGGGAUGACGGAAGAGUAACAGUGUCAGGAAAUAACAGAGGCCUAAAUAGUAAAAAGAAUGAAUUGUAUUUGAGAAUAUUGCCAUUUUUUUCCUUUUAAUAUGGAAAGCUUAAUUCUUUUUGCUAUUUAGGAUAUAUAUAUAUAUAUAUAUAUAUAUAUAUAUAUAUAUAUAUAUAUAUAUAUAUAUAUAUAUAUAUAUAUAUAUAUAUAUAUAUAUAUAUAAGCAGCUAUAAGCUAAAGAAGAUUAAUAUAGAUACAGAGCCAAAAUAAAAUGAGCAAAGCUCAGACUCUAUAUAGUAUGUUUAGAAAGUCACUACAUACUCUCAAAUACCUUAUUUUGAAUUUACAAGAUUUAUCAUUCAAAAAUUAAGUUUGAAGAAAAAAGGGUGCAAAAGUAAACUAAGGAUUGUCAGAUGUUUAACAAAUAAAGAUUUAUUUUUGUACUGAAAUUUUACUUUUGUCAUCACCCUGUACAAAAUGUGACGGAGAGACUUAGAACAGAGAAAACUAAAUAGUAUACAUUUAUAGUCGAGUCUAAAAGAAAUGACACACACACACACACACACACACACACACACACACACACACACACACACACACACACACAUACUAUGCCUGAAUGAGUAAAGAGUUACACGAGCUUGCAGAUGAUACAAAAUUGCAGACAUGAGAAACAACAAAGACUAAAAUUCUACAAGAGGAUUUGAAAAAAAUCUGGGACUGGAGUAAGAAAUAGGAGAUGGAAUUUAACAUGAAAAAAAAUGUCAUUUACUGGAAAUAGGAAAAAAAGUGGAAAGAAACCAAAAUGGACAUAUAAAAUGGAAAAUAAAGAAAUAAUAAAAGUACAAGAUGAGAAAGAUGUGGGAGCAAUAAUACAGGAUAGUCAACAGUUGGAGAAGCAUCUAGAAAAGAUAUUCAGAUACAUAUAGAAUGGUGAGAAAUACUAGAACAACAUUCCACUACAUGGAUAAAGAUAUGAUGAGAAAGAUAAUUACCACUAUGAUUAGACCAAACCUGGAAUAUACUGAAUCAGUGUGGUCUGCCCACAAGGAGAGAGAGAGA
Messenger RNA from Scylla paramamosain (green mud crab), 3384 nucleotides. RefSeq names its product protein germ cell-less-like. Gene Ontology annotation, biological process: germ cell development. The transcript is spliced from 12 exons. Bases 371 to 1861 code for a protein of 496 amino acids. The record is from RefSeq and is a predicted model, not a curated record. Gene Ontology annotation, molecular function: protein binding. Lineage: Eukaryota; Metazoa; Arthropoda; Malacostraca; Decapoda; Portunidae.